Mya arenaria is the source of this 2783-nucleotide messenger RNA. RefSeq lists its product as uncharacterized. Gene Ontology annotation, cellular component: nucleoplasm; chromatin. The coding region runs from base 1 to 1698 and encodes 565 amino acids. The record is from RefSeq and is a predicted model, not a curated record. Gene Ontology annotation, molecular function: zinc ion binding; ubiquitin-protein transferase activity. Lineage: Eukaryota; Metazoa; Mollusca; Bivalvia; Myida; Myidae. The transcript has 2 exons. Gene Ontology annotation, biological process: positive regulation of DNA-templated transcription.
AUGGCAACUAAAGGGUCAUCGAUUUACAAGGGAUCUGACCUGAUUCAUGACUUCUGUUGUUCCAAAUGUAAGCAAAACGACUUGAACACAGAAGCCCACAACUUCUGUCCUGAGUGUGGGCACUAUCUGUGUGAGAAGUGUGUUGGUCUACACAAUGGCUACCAUAACAGUCACAAUGUGUUUGGGCGUGGCGAUAUUGAACAGUGGUUGGUGUCAUCAAUUGACAGAUGUGACCAACAUGGCAAAGAGCUAGAGGUCCAUUGUGAUGAUCACCAGGAACCGUGCUGCAGUAUCUGUGUAGCAGUCAACCACAGGUUGUGCAACAGCAUCAGUCACAUCCCUGACAUUGCCAAAGGAUUCCAGACGAAAACUGAGUUCAAGCAGCUGCCAGCAGCAGUGGACAAGAUGAGGAGCAGCUUGGAUGAGCUCAAGAAGUCACGUACAAAGGACCAAGCUGAAUUUCAGAAGUGGUAUAAGAAUAUUGUAGCUGAAAUCAAGUUUCUUAGGAAAGAGAUAGAUUCAAUUCUAGAUCAGAUUGAGAAAGCAACAAUUGAACAACUAGACAACACCAUUGGUGAUUUGGAAAAUGAUGUCAGAGAUGAUGUUAAAAAAUGUGUCAAUAUGAAUGAUCAACUGAAAAGACUGAUGGAAAAUUUCAAUCAAAUGAUUGGAAAAUGCAAGGAGACAAAAUCCUAUAUUGUAUACAGAAAAUGUACAGCUAAAUUAAACCAAACUGAUUAUCUUAUUAGUGAAAUACAGAGAAAACCAAAGGAAGAAAUCCAUUUUGAAUUUGAUAAAACCAUUGUGUCAUCACUCAAAAGUCUGAAGACAUUUGGUUUCACUGGGAUGAACUAUUCCAAACAAGACAAAUAUUGCACUUAUCAGGUCUUAAGUUCAAAGCAAUAUAAUGUUAAAAUGAAUAAGGAUGAAGAGACAUGUACCAUAACAGGGAUAUGUGGGUUGCCCAGUGGACACAUAGUCAUAUCAGAUGGAAGAUGGAACGGUUCAAUCAAACUUCUGAACAGCCAAUUUGAAGUCAUUGAUCACUGUGAUUUAUCUGCUCCUAAUGACGUAUGUAGCAUUGCAGCCAAUGAGGUAGCUGUGGCAGUUUGUAACAGUACAAAGAAAGACGAAGUACAAAUUAUCAAAGUUGCUCAGGGGAGAUUUCAGAAAAAGAGAAAGUUCACCACAGCUUAUAGUUGCUUCUCUAUCGCUCACCACCAGGAUAAACUUUAUGUGAGCUCCAAAACUGCCCUCUACCAGUACACCAUGGAUGGAGAGAUUGUUAAGAAGAUCCAUGAAGACAACUCUGGAAAGUUGACUGUCCUCAGAUGUGCAGUUAGUCCUGAUGGAGAGAUCAUAUAUGUUUCAAACUUUGAUGAAAAUAAAUUGAUAUCACUGGAUAGAUGUGGGCGAGUGUUAUCUUCAUUCACCGAUCCUGAACUACGAAAAGUAUUUGGACUUUGUGUAAGCCCGUGUGGCUUAGUGUUUGUUUCUGGGUGUGGUUCUGUCAUUCAGGUGGACAGUGAGGGUACAAAAAAGCUGGCCACCUUGGCCAGAAAGGUUGAUGGCAUGAACACACCAAUAUCAUUAUGCUUAGUUGAGAACACAUCCACUCUUGUUGUUGGUGGAAAGAAAGAGGAUGACAUUGUUGUUCUUCAGUUAGGGAAAAUGUGUGAAAAUGAAAAUAUCAUAUGAAAAUUAAAUACUUAACAAAUCAAAGUUCAGAAUCGAGGAAAAGCUUAGUUGUCUCAGAUUGGCCGUUUAAAUUGCAAUAAUUGAUUACUACUGCUGCUGCGAUUUUUUUGUUGUCAUCAGUGAUGAUUAAUGAUUUGGGCUUAAUUUGAUGUUGUACAUAUUUAUAUUAUUUUGUCAUUAUCAUCUCUGUCUCAGUUAUGCAUUUGUCAUUGGCAUCCUUAUUGUAAUGAACGAAUGUGUGUUUUUAUUGCAUUUAAUGUUUAUGACACAUAUAAGUUGUUGUUUUUAAAUGUUGUUGAUUUAGCAUUAAAAUUUUCUUUCAAACAAUUAAACAACGAUCAGCUCAUACCUACAUUGCAUUGAAGAGCUUGAAUGCACAAACACAUUCACAUGAAAGUUGUUUUAACAUUUUCAUCAUGUUAAAAGUUCAUUGAUUUGAUUUUAUGAUAUAAGUCAACAAACACAAUUUUCAUUCAUAAAUAAUUAUAUAAUUGUUAAUUGCAAUCUAAAUCUGGUUGGUAUCGUUUAACAGUUUAUGAUUAUAGGAAUGACAUAUUAUUCACUUUUCUGAGUAUUCAUCAGUGUGCACUGUCAAAUCAUGAGUCGUCUCUCGUUGAAGAUUUAAGAUUUCACUGAAAUAUCCCUUACUUGUCAAUACAUUUAUAUAUACGGUAACUGAAUUUAUUUUAUUUAUCCGAUAUGUAUUAAUAUGUAUUUUGCUCUCUGUUAACAUUGUCAUCCUUUGUUAUUUUGUUAAAUCACGUGAUUAAAUACCAGGAAUUAAACAUUAUCAUGUGACCAAAAAGAAAAAGUUCUCAAACGGAACAUUAGGUCAACAUCCACUAUUAUUUAUAUUUGUGAUAGUUUCACUAGUAACUUAGUUAUUACACAUUUGUUAGGCAAUUAAACCAUAAUGUGCCACUUGUCAAGUAACCAUUUUGUAAAUGCAAUGUGCAUGUAUGUGACUGUUUGUCGUUGUGAUAUUUGCAUGGUAUUUUGUUGAAAUGUUUGAUCAGGGGUCAUAUUGACCUAUUUCAAAAACAUCGUUUGUAUAUACUUUUUCGAUGAAUAAACGUUCUUCUUCU